AUGAUUAUUCGAAAGCUUGUUAUCUUAUUUGUGUGUUUUGCACUUGUUGAUUCCAGUCCGAUUGGAGAAAAGCUGAGGCGAUACGAUUUACGUCAACGACGUAGUCUUGACAUUCGAAAUUGGACAUUUGUUGAUUCAUUAUAUAAGCGUUUUUAUAAAGGAGAAUCUCAUCAAAAUAAUGAAACAGAAUUUCGUCCUGUCGAAGGACCGAUUAAUAUCGAACAAUUACCUGCCAUGUUGGCUGCAAGACAUGUUAAGCGUUAUCCGUUUUCCCACGAAGCUGAUCCGGAUAUCAUUGGCCGAUGA
This is a messenger RNA of Adineta ricciae, 306 nucleotides long. Lineage: Eukaryota; Metazoa; Rotifera; Eurotatoria; Adinetida; Adinetidae. The record is from the annotation of a GenBank genome assembly.